Messenger RNA from Rotaria sordida, 597 nucleotides. Lineage: Eukaryota; Metazoa; Rotifera; Eurotatoria; Philodinida; Philodinidae. The record is from the annotation of a GenBank genome assembly.
AUGUCACUUAAUUGGGAUAAGCAACAUAACCAUAACAAUCAUUCUGUCUUCGAAAAUCUAAUUAAAUUACAUGAUGCAAUAAAAAAUCAGCUAGACGGACGCCGAAAUAAAGGAAACAAUCGUGAUCAACCCAAACAAGAACGUCGAAAACAUGGUAGUGGUUCUCGUGAUGUGAACGCUGAUCAUCGUAAACGUCGAAGCAGUAGCUCUAGUUCAAGUGAUAGCGAUGAUGAUCGUAGAGGUCGAAGCAGUAGCUCUAGCUCAAGUGAUAGCGAUGAUCAUUCUGGAAAAGAUCAAGGUUGUAAACAUCCUCGUGAUCGCCAUCGCCAUGGAACUGAUUCGAGGGAUCAUCAUCGAUCUGGUAGUGGUUCCAGAGAUCAACAUCAUCACAGGAGUGGUUCCAAAGAUUGUCAUCAUCAUCGAAAUGAUUCAAGAGAUCGUCAUCGCUCUGGUAGUGGCUCCAAGAAUCGGCAUCGUCAUAGUAGUAGUUCUAGUAGUUCUGACGACAGUCAUCAAGACAAAGGACGCGGCAAAGGUCACGGUAAACAUCAUAAAAAGAAGCACUCCCAUCAUCGUCAAAAGAAUCAUCAUUGUUGA